UUACCAUUAUCAAUUGCAUCAUGGGAUUUUGUAAAUAAACUCACUUUCAGUUUUGAUAUCAGGAAGUUGGAGUGAAGAAUAAAACAUUGAUGUUGCUAUUUUAUCCGAUAUUUUGAGCUGGACAUAUAAACCAUUCCUUGCGACAUAAAGAGACCAUGGAUGGCACAGAUGGUGUUGAGAUACCAGAUCUUGCAGCCAGUUUACACAUAUUCUCAGAUGACCUAGCAUUGGAAUCCACUACAUGUCUAUCAGGGGAGGCCAGAGGAGAGCGGUUAAAUGGUGUGAUGGUGACUACAGAGAACAUGGUUGUGGAUGAGGAGGAGAGCCUGUUGAAAUACUCCACCACCCUCACGAAUAGGCAGCGUGGGAACGAGGUCACAGUCAGACCAGCUACUUUAGACAUUCUGUCCAUUCACCAGCUAGCUGCCCAGGGGGAGGUCUUACAGGUGGCCACACACCUGAGCAAAGACAGUUCAUUAUUAAACCGCCAGGAUGAACGGGGCUUAACUCCUCUCAUGUGGGCAGCAGCGUUUGGAGAGAAAGCCAUGGUGGAUUUCCUCCUAGAAAACGGGGCAGAUCCUAGUACGAUAGCAUGGGAACGGGAGAGUGCCUUGACCCUGGCGAGCUCAGGAGGCUAUGCAGUCAUAGUGAAACGUCUUCUUGAACAUGGAGUAGAUAUCAAUGCUUAUGACUGGGUAAGGGUGUCAAUUAGGAUUCUUGAUUUCUUCAGAAAUAUCACACAUCAGUCUUCAAUAUGUUUUUGGGUGAUUUUAUUCAUGGGAUGUUGUAUGUUUAAGAAUGGUGGUACUCCUCUCCUUUACGCUGUUAGAGGGAACCAUGUAAGGUGUGCUGAGGCCCUCUUAGAUAAAGGGGCAGACAUGAACAUUGAGGCAGAUUCUGGGUAUAGUCCAAUGGCCUUAGCUGUUGCCCUCGGACACAAACAAGUCCAAAAGGUGUUAGAGGACCAUAUUCUGAAACUCCUGAAGAAAAAAGCAUGACACCAGCUAAGGGUACCAGGAUGUGGUUAGAGGACGUUGUGCUGAACAGAGGAUCACCUGCUGGCAUCAGUGGUGAGGUGGUCGACCAAAACACUGACGCCACAAAAGGCGGUUGGUAGUGAAGACACUUGGAACGGAAGCUCCAACGUUAAGGGACACUGUGGUUCUUAUCUUGUACAUUUAUUCAACAUGUUUUUUAUAUUAUGGAAAUGCUUAUAUUUCUUCUUUUUUUGGGGGGGUGGCAAACUAUCUUUAAAAUAUAUAUUUAAAAAAACUGGAGAUUUUGCACCAAUGGAUAGUAAACAAAUGUUGAAAAACAAAAUGCAUAGACAUUUUACGACGUCAUUUGGAAUGGGAAAUUAAAUGCACAGCACAAGCAUUUGAAUAUGCAGGUGGUUGCGUGACCUUAAAGCCUGGAAAGCUGCAAUAAAAUCCAGAUUCUUUGUCUGAGCCAAAUCUUCCCUUUUCCCUUGUUGUUUGUGUGCACAAGCAGGUAACCAACUUAAAAUGUCCUCACCAAAAGCAAUCAGAUAUGGUUCCCAUUCAAAACCAUUAAUUUGGGGUGGUAGUCUUCCAGCAGCCAUGUUCUUCAAUGGCACUAUACCCUCUCUUUCCCUAUAAGUCUCUCCCUCUCACGCAGAAACAGAAACGUCACAAAGCUCUUUCCCCCAGGAUGUCCAAGGAGUAAACAAUUAUUCUGCCAAAGAAGUCGGCACUGUUCUCAAACACUAUUUGUAGCCUGUGCACCGUGGGGACCUCCUGGAUGGGAAAUCUGUGGGUGUGGAGUUAAGAACCAGAUAAGCAGAGGAGUAAUGAAAGAGAACGGCACAGAACAAUGUUAAUUGAAAGCUGCUCUGUAGCUACUAGGCAUUAAAAUCAACAUUUCUGUAUUACAGUAUUUAGGUCCAGGCAUAACUUUUCUGUACUAUUACAACUUAUUUAAGCAAUUAUUACAACUAAGACCCGUGUCCUGUCCAGGCGGUGUAGUUCUACAUCAAGCUGCCUCACGUUUGAAUUACAAGGCCAUUCUGUCUCGAACUAGAAUUACUACAACUAAUUUGAACUGGUAUGAUUUUAGAGACAUUUAAUAAUACAUUGAAGGAUAUUUGUAGUGAGCUGCUGUCUUCUGGGUAAAAAUCUAUGAUUUUAGCCAAGUCUCCAUCUUUUGGGCAUCCUGACGGGAAAGUGAAAGCCUUUUCAGGAUCAUUGACAGUCUGUCUCUUUUUUUACAUAUGACGUGUUAUAGCAUAGUAUGACAAUGAAUCAUUGAAAAUAAUACCUUAAUAAUAAAUCAUUUGGUGAGUA
Molecule: messenger RNA, 2303 nt
Organism: Oncorhynchus keta (chum salmon)
Lineage: Eukaryota; Metazoa; Chordata; Actinopteri; Salmoniformes; Salmonidae
Gene: rfxank
Product: regulatory factor X-associated ankyrin-containing protein
Exons: 8
Coding region: 156-998 (280 amino acids)
Biological process (GO): regulation of transcription by RNA polymerase II
Cellular component (GO): nucleus
Molecular function (GO): protein binding
Source: RefSeq, a predicted model, not a curated record